CUCUCUGUGCGGCCGCCAUGGACCUGGUUUUAAGCCGGGCUGAUUAUCUCCAGGUGGGAGUGACCUCUCAGAAGACUAUGAAGUUGCUUCCUGCCUCAAGACAAAGAGCUACACAAAAGGCAGUUGUUGGAGAUCAGGACGGGGUCGUAAUGUGCUUCGGCAUGAAGAAAGGAGAGGCGGUGCCAGUCUUCAAGACUUUACCAGGACAGAAGAUUUCGAGGCUGGAACUAGGAGGAGUUCUCAACACACCCCAGGAGAAAAUCUUCCUUGCUGCAGGGUCUGAAAUCAGAGGCUUCACAAAGAGAGGAAAACAGUUUCUCUCCUUUGAGACAAACCUCACUGAAAGCAUUAAAGCUAUGUACAUAUCUGGCUCUGACCUCUUUCUCAGUGCAAGCUACAUCUAUAAUCAUUACUGUGAUUGCAAAGACCAACAUUAUUACCUUUCUGGGGACAAAAUCAAUGAUGUCAUCUGCCUUCCUGUGGAAAGGUUAUCUCGAAUGACGCCGGUGUUGGCCUGCCAAGACAGGGUGCUCCGAGUUUUACAGGGAUCUGAUGUGAUGUAUGAAAUUGAAGUUCCUGGCCCACCCAUGGUCUUAGCUCUACAUAAUGGAGAUGGCGGUGACUCUGGAGAAGGCCUUCUGUUUGGCACAUCCGAUGGAAAGCUCGGGCUUAUUCAAAUCACCAUAUCCAAGCCAAUACACAAAUGGGAAAUUCGAAAUGACAAAAAGCGGGGAGGCAUCUUGUGCAUUGACAGCUUUGAUAUCAUGGGUGAUGGGGUUAAAGAUUUGCUUGUUGGGAGAGAUGACGGAAUGGUGGAAGUGUAUAGUUUUGAGAAUGCAAAUGAACCUGUGCUACGAUUUGAUCAGAUGUUGUCUGAAAGCAUUACAUCGAUCCAGGGUGGUUGCUUAGGGAAAGAUGGUUAUGAUGAAAUUGUGCUGGCCACGUAUUCAGGCUGGAUUACAGGGCUGACAACAGAGCCCACUCAUAAGGAAAGUGGGCCAGGAGAAGAGCUAAAACUUAAUCAGGAAAUGCAGAAUAAAAUUUCUUCUUUACGGAGUGAGUUAGAACAUCUGCAGCUUAAGGUACUGCAGGAAAGAGAAAACUACCAACAGUCUUCACACUCAAGCAAAGCAAAGUCAACAGUUCCUUCAUUUAGUAUAAAUGACAAGUUCACAUUGAAUAAAGAUGAUGCCAGCUACAGCCUUGUCUUAGAAGUGCAGACUGCAAUAGAUAACGUCUUAAUACAGAGUGAUGUCCCAAUAGAUCUACUUGAUGUGGAUAAAAAUUCUGCUGUUGUGAGCUUUAGCAGCUGUGACACAGAGUCAAAUGACAACUUCCUUCUUGCCACUUACCGGUGCCAGGCAAAUACCACCAGGCUGGAGCUCAAGAUUCGAUCAAUUGAAGGCCAAUAUGGCACACUUCAGGCAUAUGUGACUCCGAGAAUUCAACCAAAAACCUGUCAGGUUCGCCAGUACCACAUCAAACCUCUGUCACUCCAUCAGAGAACUCACUUUAUUGACCACAACAGACCCAUGAAUACGUUGACUCUAAUAGGCCAGUUCAGCUUUGCUGAGGUUCACUCCUGGGUGGUGUUCUGUCUGCCUGAAGUUCCGGAAAAGCCUCCAGCAGGAGAAUGUGCAACAUUUUACUUUCAGAAUACCUUUCUGGAUACACAGCUCGAGUGCGUAUACAGAAAGGGAGAAGGAGUUUUUAAAUCUGACAACAUUUCUACAAUAUCCAUCCUAAAAGAUGUGCUUUCUAAAGAAGCUACCAAAAGGAAAAUUAAUCUCAACAUAUCAUAUGAGAUAAACGAAGUGUCAGUCAAGCAUACUUUAAAGCUAAUCCACCCAAAACUGGAAUAUCAGUUGCUUCUGGCUAAAAAAGUACAGUUAAUUGAUGCCUUGAAGGAAUUGCAGGUUCACGAGGGAAAUACAAACUUUCUGAUUCCAGAAUACCGCUGUAUUCUAGAAGAGGCAGAUCACCUACAAGAAGAGUACAAGAAGCAGCCUGCACAUCUUGAAAGGCUCUAUGGAUUUGGAAUGGAUUCACACCCCAUUUCUGUCUUACUUGGUGACAUGAUCCUGCUGCAGUUUGUGAAAUUUCUGGCUUAGUGCUGUAGAUUAUGGCCAAAGAAGUAAGCAGGACUCAGACUGGAGGGAUCUCACAUAUUCGUCCUAUAUGUGACCAGUUGAGCUUCAACGUGUUCAAGUGAAGAGCCAUGGAUUCUAAGAAUUUCCUAUACUAGUAUCCAUGAAACUCCUUUUUAUAUAUUAUAUAUUUGGGGUAAAAGAAAACUUUAAGCAACAGAAGUUUUAUUCAUUCACAGGGGAAUAUUGUAUUUAAAGUUUAAAAAUAUUAUAAAGAUAAUGGAAAAUCUGUCUCGUUUUCAAAGAACAGUUAUGAAAUUUUCAGAAACUGAUAAUUACAUUUUGUUAUAUUUUAUGUGCAAUUCUUAAAUAUUAAAUGUAAAUAUAUAAGGCAA
Phodopus roborovskii (desert hamster) is the source of this 2482-nucleotide messenger RNA. RefSeq names its product Bardet-Biedl syndrome 7 (gene Bbs7). The record is from RefSeq and is a predicted model, not a curated record. Bases 18 to 2111 code for a protein of 697 amino acids. Gene Ontology annotation, cellular component: BBSome; axoneme; ciliary basal body. The transcript is spliced from 19 exons. Gene Ontology annotation, molecular function: protein binding. Gene Ontology annotation, biological process: intracellular protein localization; intracellular transport; non-motile cilium assembly. NCBI's taxonomy places the organism in Eukaryota, Metazoa, Chordata, Mammalia, Rodentia, Cricetidae.